This is a messenger RNA of Harmonia axyridis, 2088 nucleotides long. RefSeq names its product ataxin-3-like. Gene Ontology annotation, cellular component: nucleus. Lineage: Eukaryota; Metazoa; Arthropoda; Insecta; Coleoptera; Coccinellidae. Bases 230 to 1033 code for a protein of 267 amino acids. The transcript is spliced from 2 exons. The record is from RefSeq and is a predicted model, not a curated record. Gene Ontology annotation, biological process: protein deubiquitination. Gene Ontology annotation, molecular function: cysteine-type deubiquitinase activity.
UAGACCUAAUAUCAUUAUAUCAAUGAUUGUUCUCAUAUGUUAGCUCUAUGGUCAAACAAUCCAUUUAUUUCUGUGAUAGAAAAUGUUUUUUAAUUUCUAUGAUUGAAAGAAGGGAAUAAAUAAAUAACAACGAUUAAUCUAAAAUCUACUUCCUGUUAGAAGUGUCAUCUUUAUUUUUGUAUUAAUAUUAUCAUUACUUCGUAUAUGGAUAUUCUAUUUUAUCAAAAAAAUGGAAGUGAUAUUUCACGAGAAACAAGAGGGUUCCUUAUGUGCUCAGCACUGUUUAAAUUCCCUUCUUCAAGGAGCUUAUUUCACAGCAGUUGAUUUGAGUUCGUUGGCAUAUAAAUUAGACGAAGAAGAAAGGAAAAGAAUGGCUGAAUGUGGAGAAAAUAGUGAAGAAUAUCAAAAAUUCUUAAAACAGCCAUCUGGGAAUAUGGAUGAUAGUGGAUAUUUUUCGGUGCAGGUUAUUAGUAGUGCCCUAGAGGUUUGGGGUCUAGAAUUAGUGCCUUAUUCUAGUACAGACGAACGAGUUAAAUGUGGUCUCACUGAACCACAUAAAAUGAACGCAUUUAUAUGCAAUUACAGGGAUCAUUGGCUCACAAUAAGAAAAAUUGGAAAUCAAUGGUUCAACUUGAAUUCCUUACUAACAAGACCACAACUUCUAUCUGAUACUUUCUUAUCCCUUUUUCUCGCUCAACUGAAGAAUGAGGGAUAUUCAAUAUUUGUAGUUGUUGGUAAACUGCCAGAAUCAACUGCUGACCAAAUUUUGUUGAAAACACCUUUUGUUCCUCCCAAAUCAUCUCCACAUGAAAUACCCUUACAAAAAACUGAUAGUGACCCUCAAAUACAAGAAGCAAUCAGUCUUAGUUUACAAGAAGAAUCUACUUCAUAUGAUUAUUUAGGCGUGGAAGAUGAUCCAGAACUACAGGAAGCAUUGAGAUUAAGUUUAGCUCACCAAGGAAGUAGUGAAAUUAAGGAAGAUGAUGAGGAAACAAUGUUACAAAAAGCCAUAAAUAUGAGUUUGCAAUGUUAGCUUCAGUACCUAUUUUUGCCAUUGAGAUAUUCUGAAAAGAAUCAACAUAAACUUUCAAAGCAUCCUAUUGAUGUUAUGAAUGAAGCUUGGGUAUCCAUACAGACAGUAUUUUAAAAUUAAUUCUUGUGAUAAUUUUAUUAAUACAUUUAUCAUUUAGUGGUGGUGCUUGUGUUCUGUUAGGGGCUUAAUAUUUUAUUCUGCAUUGUUAUAUUCUUCUUAUUUUUGGGUUUUAAUUUCUUUUCAUUAUUAUUAGACAGUUUUCACUGUAUUUGUUUUUUCAUGUGGAUUGUUUUGAAAGUUGUGUCAUAAAAAUGUCAUUUUGUAAAACUCACGAUAAAUGGCAUGAAAAGAUCAAGAAUUGUCGAAUCAAUUUAACUCUUCAAAUGAAAUUUUCAAUAUACACGAUUUAUAAGUCCAAUUAUUAUGAUUAGACAAUGUAAGUUCUAUCAUUAUCAUUUUUUGUUUAAUCGAUAGUAUUUUUAUACAGCUUCUAUAGUUGGAGAAGACCUUUCAAACUGCAAAGUAUGUUAUAAAAUUAUAUAUUCUUGGUUUCUAAAUUUUCAAGCUCAAUUUUCCUAUUGGAAUUUUAUGAAUUAUCUCAACAGUGAGAAAUUGAACACAUCUUUUGAUCAUUUCACAAUAAAAGUAAUAUUCAAUUAACAUUUAUGUAACAAGUGUGAAGCAGGUAUUAUUUUGAAGUUAUAUAGGUUACUGUGAGUGGAAUGAUUGCAAUCAUGAUCAUUUCACAUUCAUUCCAUAUAUUUAUAAAUGUAUAAAUAUAAAACUUGAUCAAAGUAUGUAACCUUAAUCCAAAAUAAUUGACAAGUCCUUCAUGUUAAUUAUAUCCAUGUAUUUAUUCUAAAACAAUUUUUUUAAUUUAUUAUAACCAUUAUAAUUUUUGGAAUGUGUAGAUUUUGAUCUUCUAAGGGAUGGGAAUUUUUUAAAUUUCCUUCUCCAAUGAAACAUAUAUUUGAAAUUAUUUUGACUAAUUUAUUCCUUUAUGUUGUUGUUGAUGUUUGUUGAAUGUUUUUUCACUAAAAUGCUGAGAAAAUAGA